AUGUCAACUAUUAUUACCACUGUCUCCUUAUCAGCUCUCGUAUUCUCAUUCAUUAAUGUCCUACUUAAUCUGUACCUUUUAUUUAUGGUUUUUUGUAAAUCGAAAUUCUCAAAGAACAGUUCUGGAUUGUUUUUGAUCUAUUUCAGGUUCGCUGUGGACAUGCUUUAUUCCUUUGCUACGACAAUCCACUUCACAUACAAUAUCCUCAGAAUGCUAUCUCCCGACCUGGUAGUCAAGAAUUUAUCAUUUUUCAUCGCUUGGCCUAACCUAAUUUUUGGAAGCAUUCGAUCAUGGACCGUCCUUUUUAUAACUAUUGACCGAGUUUUAGCAACCUGCAUUCCUAUUAUCUAUCACCUUCACAGAUCCAAAUUUCCUCUUUUGGCAGUUUCAAUCUAUAUUUUUGCCUACGUGCUCUUUGAGCAAUACAUCUUGUUUGGAAUUUGCGCAUUUAUCAUUGAUGUUCCGUUGAGUUGUGCAAACUUUGGAUGCACUACAAACCCUUGUUAUCACGACUAUUGGGAGUAUUAUGAGCAGGCAACUCGAAUUUCGCUCCUCGACUCAUUCAUCAUUUUUGUCUUCGACCUUCUUCCCAUUUUUCUGAUGAGCAACUUCCCAGAAGUCAACUUUCGAUCUGUUGGACCUUUAAGUGCUCUUUGUAAAAACUUUGGAUUCGUAAUUGAAUCGAUCAUUACAUGUGGAGUACUAAUUGGUAAAAAUCAGCAAGUACAACCAGGCUCCGUCACUAGAAUCUCUCGAUCUGUUAUUGUACCGACCUAA
Molecule: messenger RNA, 777 nt
Organism: Caenorhabditis briggsae
Lineage: Eukaryota; Metazoa; Nematoda; Chromadorea; Rhabditida; Rhabditidae
Exons: 3
Coding region: 1-777 (258 amino acids)
Cellular component (GO): membrane
Source: RefSeq, a predicted model, not a curated record